Molecule: messenger RNA, 1624 nt
Organism: Lactuca virosa
Lineage: Eukaryota; Viridiplantae; Streptophyta; Magnoliopsida; Asterales; Asteraceae
Source: the annotation of a GenBank genome assembly
CAUCAAUCUUCUGAUCUUUGAUGGGCACAAACUACAAAUACCGAAUCUCCACUCUUCUCCUAUCCAUUUCAUCGAACACAUGGCAUACUACCUGCAGAAAACCUAAUCAAACGCCAUUAGAGCCUCUGAUCAUAAAUGGAUUCAGAACCCCAUGGCAUGUCCUCAGAACCCCACUCCCAACAUUCUGAAUUAAAUCUCGAAGAAGGUCAUAUUAAAGAUGAUCUCCCUCUCCUCACCUCCUCCUCAUCUUCGACUUCCAAACCCACCAUUACCGAUGACAAACCCGGCCCCUCCUCCUCCACACCGGAGCCAGACAUCGAAGAGCUCGAGAAACAAUGCGCUGCGUAUGCCCGACAUGAUAUGUACGGAACAAUGGGACGCGCGAAACUACCGUGGACCCAGAAGGUUCUUCUAGGAAUUGCAAUAAUCACGCUUUUCCCGCUGCGUGUGGUGUCUGCUACGUUGGUUGUUGUGCUGUAUUACUUGAUUUGUAGGGCUUGUACCCUGUGUUUGGCGCCAAACCAGGAACAUGAAGACGAGCAAGACGAUUACUCCCACAUGGGUGGGUGGAGGAGAAGGAUUAUUUAUUGGUUUGGGAGGGUUCUUUCGAGGGCAUUGCUUUUCGUUUUUGGGUUUUAUUGGAUUAAGGAGACUUAUAGAGAUCCGGACAUGGACAACAAAUUCAAUGAUGAGUUGGAAGUCAAUCAUGAAUCUAAUGAAAUUGAAAGACCUGGAGCUAUUAUAUCAAAUCAUGUUUCACAUUUGGAUAUUCUAUACCAUAUGUCUUCUUCAUUUCCAAGCUUUGUUGCCAAGAAAUCAGUGAGCAAACUCCCUCUUGUUGGCCUUAUCAGCAAGUGCCUUGGUUGUGUAUAUGUUCAACGGGAGUCAAAAUCAUCAGAUUUCAAGGGCGUUUCAGGUGUGGUGAAUGAUAGAAUUAAUGAAUCUCUUCGAGAUAAAUCUGCACCAUUGAUGAUGCUUUUUCCAGAAGGGACAACUACAAAUGGAGACUACAUACUUCCAUUUAAAACAGGGGCAUUUUUGUCAAAAGCUCCCGUUCUUCCUGUCAUCUUGAGAUAUCCAUAUGAGAAAUUUAGCCCAGCAUGGGACACCAUAUCUGGGGUUCGCCAUGUGAUUUUGCUUUUGUGUCAAUUUGUAAAUUAUAUAACGGUUCUGAGGUUACCACUUUAUUACCCUUCACAAGAAGAAAAGGAUGAUCCGAAAUUGUAUGCUGAAAAUGUUCGGAGAUUAAUGGCUCGUGAGGGGAACUUAAUAAUGACGGAUAUUGGAUUGGCAGAGAAGCGAGUAUAUCAUGCGGCUAUUCAUGGUUUGUUUGCUCAAAGAUAAACUAAAAAGGUUGCCUUUUUGUAUACACCAAAACCUAUUUAUUAUUCUUUUGCUCGGAAACAAGCAAACAAAGAAAAGGAAAAAUAAUAGUGUGAUAGUGAAGUGACGAAGAAGAAAGCAGCAAUAUAUGAUGAUCUUUAUUCUUUGAAAAAUGUAUGUAUGGAAGCGGACUUCAUAUGUUAGCAUCCCAUUCCUAAUUCUUUUUAGGUUUUUUUAAUUUAGGAAGUUGUAAUCACUAAAAAUAUGUUUAAUUUGUUGGAUAUGUUUUUGUUUUUGGCUA